Messenger RNA from Carya illinoinensis, 1056 nucleotides. RefSeq lists its product as uncharacterized. Bases 33 to 881 code for a protein of 282 amino acids. The transcript has a single exon. The record is from RefSeq and is a predicted model, not a curated record. Lineage: Eukaryota; Viridiplantae; Streptophyta; Magnoliopsida; Fagales; Juglandaceae.
UCUAUCCUUUGAUCUCCCACUCCUUUCAUCAAAUGGCUCGUACUUUCUUUCGCAAAUUAUUGACAUACGUAUCCUCUGAAGAUGAUAGCGAUGUUCAUACUGAGGAGGUCGAUGGACAGUCAUCGAGGCAGCGUGACAAUAGGCACCCACGUAAGUUUAUUCGGCGUGAUCAUGCCCAGGGGCAAGAGCGCCUAUUUCGUGAUUAUUUCGCAGAGAAUCCAGUAUAUCCCUCGAAUCUAUUUCGAAGGAGAUUUCGGAUGAGCCGUCCUCUAUUUCUUCGUAUUCUAAAUGAGGUAGAGUCUUACGAGCUGUAUUUCGUCCAGAGAAGAGAUAAUGCCGGAAGACUGGGUUUAUCUUCUAUGCAAAAAAUAACCGCAACACUUAGAAUGAUGGCGUAUGGGGUUACUGGAGAUUUUAUGGAUGAAUACAUACGUAUUGGUGAAAGCACCGCAAUGGAGAGCCUAAAAAGAUUCUCUGAGACAAUAGUAAGUGUUUUUUCAGAUGAAUAUUUGCGGUCUCCAAAUGCUAAUGAUAUAGCCCGAUUGCUGUUGGUUGGUGAACAACGAGGAUUCUCAGGAAUGCUCGGAAGCAUUGAUUGCAUGCAUUGGAAGUGGAAAAAUUGUCCCGCAGCCUGGAAAGGUAUGUACUCUGGCCACAUCCGUGAACCAACUAUUAUUUUAGAAGCAGUUGCUUCAUAUGAUCUCUGGAUAUGGCAUGCAUUUUUCGGUAUGCCCGGUUCACAUAACGACAUUAAUGUGCUUGAAAUAUCUUUUAUUUUUACGGAACUUGCUCAAGGGCGUGCUCCUGCAGUCAAUUACACUAUCAAUGGCAACGACUACACUAUGGGGUAUUACCUUGCGGACGGUAUUUAUCCGAAGUGACGAACUUUUGUGAAGACGAUUCCAUCACCACGAGGGAACAAGAAGAAGCAUUUUGUGAAAGCACAAGAAUCCGCAAGAAAAGAUGUCGAGCGUGCAUUCGGGGUACUUCAACAACGAUUUGCUAUCAUUCGUGGACCUUCCCGAAUGUUCAAAGUGAAGGACCUAACAAAUAUUA